AUGGCCGACACAACUCGCCAACAGGACCGUGAACGCCUCAAAUCCGCCCUCUGGUACGCCGUCGGGCAAAUCGUCGACGAAGAAUGUCUAAAGCGCAACCGCAAUGCGACGCCCCAGUUCAUCGGAGCUCUGACCGAAAUGGUCUUGUUACAAAUAGAAAACGUGGCCGUUGAUCUCGAAACCUUUUGCAAUCACGCUGGCAGGUCGACUGUUACGACGGAUGACGUGCUCUUGCUGGCGAGGAGAAAUCCCGAUUUGCAUCAGAUUAUGAAGACUUAUGUGGAUGAGAUCAAGGCGGACAAGGAGGCUGCGGCGGGGAGCGGUCGGAGUGGUGCUGCGAAGAAGAAUAAGGCGAAGAAGUAG
This is a messenger RNA of Trichoderma aggressivum f. europaeum, 363 nucleotides long. RefSeq lists its product as uncharacterized. Bases 1 to 363 code for a protein of 120 amino acids. Gene Ontology annotation, molecular function: protein heterodimerization activity; chromatin binding. Gene Ontology annotation, biological process: replication fork processing; resolution of meiotic recombination intermediates. The record is from RefSeq and is a predicted model, not a curated record. Gene Ontology annotation, cellular component: FANCM-MHF complex. The transcript is spliced from 3 exons. Lineage: Eukaryota; Fungi; Ascomycota; Sordariomycetes; Hypocreales; Hypocreaceae.